GCACACCCGCGCGCGCACACACACACGCACACACAUCCAUCCCCAGACCAGGAGGAGGAGAGAGUGUGGGGGGGGGGGAGAAGAGGAGAGCUGAUGUCUAAGGGAGUCGCUCGGUGGAGGCAAAGCAGGCAGGCUUUCAACUUCUCCUCACUGCUGCUCAGCGCCAAGCGAGAUCGCUGGAAAGCGGCGGAGCUUCACGGAGCAGGACCCUUCCCAUGGCCAGCCUGCGGCGGGGGAUUUGACGCCGUUCACUUGAAGCCACUUGACCAUCCCCCGCCGCCACCUCACUCAGCGAUGUCUUAUUCCCCGCUCUCCGCCUGCACUUGCCUAUGGUUACAUUACCUGCUGCUCUGCAUCCAAGUCCAGAUGUUUGUUGCUGAAGAAAAUGUGGAUUUUCGGAUACAUGUGGAAAAUCAGACACGAGCACGAGACGAUGUCAGCAGGAAGCAGCUCAGACUUUAUCAGCUGUACAGCCGAACCAGUGGGAAGCAUAUCCAGGUGCUAGGAAGGCGGAUCAGUGCCCAAGGAGAAGAUGGAGACAAAUAUGCCCAGCUUCUAGUGGAAACAGACACAUUUGGCAGUCAAGUCCGGAUCAAAGGGAAAGAGACAGACUUUUACCUUUGUAUGAACAGGAAAGGAAAGCUAGUAGGGAAGCCAGAUGGCACCAGCAAAGAAUGUGUCUUCAUUGAAAAAGUCUUGGAGAACAACUACACGGCUUUGAUGUCAGCAAAGUACUCAGGCUGGUAUGUUGGAUUCACCAAAAAAGGGAGGCCCCGGAAAGGGCCCAAGACCCGGGAGAACCAGCAAGAUGUCCACUUUAUGAAACGAUAUCCAAAGGGACAAGUGGACUUACAGAAACCUUUCAAGUAUACCACAGUGACGAAGAGGACUAGGAGAAUACGACCAACCAACCCCAGUUAAAAGACCAAGGCAGUGUCUUACAAAUAAACUACAAGAAUAAACUGUACCAGAGAAAUAUUUUUACACUAAAAAUAAGGGAGAAGCUCUAUUUUUGUACAUUGUUUUUUUUUAAUUUUUUUUUUUAAAGACUGGGUUGAAAAUAGAAAUCCACUGGGGAAGCUGUAAAAGAUUUAUUGUAACUUGAAGAAGAAGAAAAAAAAUGAAUGGCUCUAUUUAAAUUGACUUUUUUGUGCUGUGGAUUGACAUACAGGUGCUUUAUUUCUCAUUGGGAAUGGACGACGUUUGGAAUGGACAACAUAUUCAAGCCAAUCCCUAGAGGGGAAAAAGUUCAUGUUAUAAUAAUAAUAAUAAUUAAUAAUAAUACUAAAAAACCAAAACCACAAAACCAAAGAAAGCCAAAGUUCUCUCCCCCCCCCUCCCCGGUCCAACCCCUGAAAAUCCUUGGAUAAUUCUCUGGUGUUGCAGCCCUUGGUUACUUUGCCUCUUCAGGCUAGGCUGAGAUAUGAAAAUCUGCUGAUCUAACAUGGGGCUUCCCUGGAGGGCUCAGUACCUCAAUCCUUUGUAAUGUUUCCAAUGACAUAAGGUGUCACGACUCUGUGAUCCUGCAUUGUUCUGUUCACUUCUGGAGAAUGCUGCUAAUGACCUUCAAGUGACUAAGUAAAAUAACCUAAUACACCAAUGAUAAGGGAGUAUUUUAAAAACCAGCUCUAUUAUAUAUAUAUAUGAAUGCAUGUAUUAUAUUUAUGCACAUAAAUGUAAUACAUAUAUUUAUAUAUAUAAAUAUAUAUGUAUUAUAUUAUAAAGCUAUUUAUUUCAUUUCUCUGUAUAUUGCAGUUCCAUGAACCAGGUAUUACUGCCUCAGCAAUUAAAAAUUAUUUAAAACACAUAGACGUAUUACUGCUGUUCGUACAUUCCCCUCUCCCCCAGCUUUUCGCCAAACUACACUGAGAUCCUUAAGCUUGUUACCAGAACUUGGACUCAGUGAGAAUUUAGAGAUCAGUAAUAGAAUUUAUGUGCCAGGACAGGAAAUAAUUGUUUCUCCUUUGUUAAUGCUAGUCCUCCAUCUCUUCCCAUUCCACUGUGUUGACUUCCUGCAAAAGGCUCAGCCUUGUCCAAGUGCGGGCAGAGUUUUGAAAUGCGGUGUGCAAAGGAUUUCUUCUUGCUGUGUUCUCUUGCCCAUUGUGUUCUACUGGGACCAAGAUGACUUGGGGACCACCUGUUAUUAAGUGCUUAGUGGGGAUAUUGGGAUCCCCUUACUGAUACGCCCCCAGUGUGUCCUCUCCACAACGCAAGGUGACCUUCCUGCUCUUAGUCAGCCAAAGGCUUCUGGCUUUUCUAUCCAAACUGGAACAAAUCAAGGUCUGAAGACACUGCUAGAGCUGGAGCACACUGGAAGUAGUCCUCUACCUGGGACAGGAGCAAGAGGACAGAGAGAUAAAGUGGCAAGGCCUGGGGAGCUAGUGUGCUUACCUACAGAAGAUUAUGUACUUUUUUUUUAAAAAAAAUGCACUCUUAGUCAAAAGCCUUUUAAAAUAAACUUUAUUUUCCUUAAAUAAGAAAAA
Molecule: messenger RNA, 2483 nt
Organism: Crotalus tigris (Tiger rattlesnake)
Lineage: Eukaryota; Metazoa; Chordata; Lepidosauria; Squamata; Viperidae
Gene: FGF18
Product: fibroblast growth factor 18
Biological process (GO): regulation of cell migration; positive regulation of gene expression; positive regulation of cell population proliferation
Cellular component (GO): cytoplasm
Molecular function (GO): type 1 fibroblast growth factor receptor binding; growth factor activity; type 2 fibroblast growth factor receptor binding
Source: RefSeq, a predicted model, not a curated record